Molecule: messenger RNA, 1196 nt
Organism: Anthonomus grandis grandis
Lineage: Eukaryota; Metazoa; Arthropoda; Insecta; Coleoptera; Curculionidae
Product: PIH1 domain-containing protein 1-like
Exons: 7
Coding region: 178-1086 (302 amino acids)
Biological process (GO): box C/D snoRNP assembly; rRNA processing
Cellular component (GO): cytoplasm; ribonucleoprotein complex; R2TP complex
Source: RefSeq, a predicted model, not a curated record
UAUAAUUUUGGUUUCUAUGUUUAUGAAAAAAAAACAGUCAAUAGAAAAAAGCAAUUUUAAAAAUGUAUAACAAUUACUCAUUUUAAUUGAACCUUUCAAGGCAAUAAACAGGAACUGAAUUAUUCACUUCCAAUAAUACCUGAGGAAAGUCCCUUUUUACCUUGAGAUCUUGGAGCAAUGAGUGGAUCAAAGGCAAUUUUCCUGGAUGUGGAUUCUAGUAUUGUUGAGAAUAAUUUAAGGAUUACAGAUAAUAAUGCUGAUGAACUGAGUAACAUAUUUGGGGGCAACCUGGAAUACCCUUCGAAAUUUGUUAAACCUCAUCCAGGUUUAUGUGUGAAAACCAAGGAACUUCCCUCUAAUGUCAAAAUAUUUGUCAACAUAUGCACUACAGAUGCCAUCCCUCCACCUAAAGAUAUAACCGAGGAGGAGUUGUUGGAAAUAUUAGAUGCUGAAGAUGAAAGUCCAAACUACAGGGUACCAAUGAGUAUUGGCGAAAUACGAACAGAAAAAGACAAAAAAGGCGAAGAUGCAAAAGUGGUCGACAUCGCAAUACACCCGACAUUCUUCCGAAAAAUCGAAACCAAUCAGAGCUUCAAAAAUUUCUUUAUGGCAGUGGUGUUUCAAGGAUUAGAAAACAAAUAUGGUCUAAAUUGUGCUGAAGAAAAACUAAUACUGACAAACCGAAAGUGUUUCGGUACCCUUCAAACACACCGAAUUCAACAACGAGAGAUCGACGAGAAAAUGGGAAAUAAAUCAAUUUUGAAUGAAUUAAAUGGCCCUGCAAAGUCAGUUAAGAUCGAAACGAUUUCCUCUAAAGAAAAUGCCACCAGGGAGCCUGAAUAUAGGCUUUACAAAAAGAAAAUUGGACCGCAUUGCUUGAUAGGAGAAGUUAAAAUGCCCGAUAUCAUAUCUCCAAAAGAACUGACCCUGGACAUAGGAGAAGACCGUAUAGUAUUAGAAUCCCAAACAAAGGGAUAUUUACUCGAUAUUUUCGUUCCAUACUGUAUACGGAAUAAGAGCUGUACCGCGUCUUUUGAUAAAACUCUGAAGAUUCUUACUAUUGUUAUGCCCUUAAUCGGAGGAUGAUUUGAGCGGUUGAAAUUGAAUAUUUACUAAUUAAAUUCUAUUGCAUAUUUAAAGUUUAGUUGUGUCUUUGCUUUGGAGCAAAAAAAUAAAGCACUGAUUUAUGUUUAAAA